Molecule: messenger RNA, 2043 nt
Organism: Ophidiomyces ophidiicola
Lineage: Eukaryota; Fungi; Ascomycota; Eurotiomycetes; Onygenales; Onygenaceae
Exons: 2
Coding region: 1-2043 (680 amino acids)
Biological process (GO): chromatin remodeling
Cellular component (GO): Swr1 complex
Molecular function (GO): ATP-dependent H2AZ histone chaperone activity
Source: RefSeq, a predicted model, not a curated record
AUGGUCGAGAAGCGGAGAUUUUCCGCACGAGCUUCGACGGCGGUCAAGAAGCGCAAGUCCGAGGCUGCUCCCCAGACACGAAACAAUGCGACACCCGCAAAAUCCAAAGCAGCGACACCUGCCCGAGCUCCGAGCACGUCAGAGCCAUUGGAAACUCUUCCGGUGAAGAUAAAUGAUGCGUUUCUAUUACCAACUUUAGAUAAGCCACAGCCAGCGGGUCUGUCCUUGAACGACUAUCAGUCCUUUGCAGAAAGUGCCGUCGUUGCUGCUGCCCUACAUCGAUCGCAGGCGAGAUGGCUUCACAAUUGCCUUUUCGAGAAAUACUGGACGAAGCCUUCAAGAAAAAAGGGCCAGCCGCCUCCCCCGAACCCACCGAAGGAAUCAAUGACGAAGUUGGGCCCGUGUACGAUCAUAAUUGAACCUCAUCGCUUCGAUGUCAUGCUCUAUACUGUGCGCAAUCCGCAAUCACACCCCCAGGUGCAUCGUCCUGCCCCGUUGCCUCAAAAACCUUUGAUUCAUGUCCAAUAUACCGCGCCGAAUGGCACCAGCAACUUCCACCAAUAUCAACCUCGCCAACCGAUAAUUCCUCAAGCCCGGCCAUCUCUUCCAAACUCACUGCAUCCCUCAACUACCCCUCUGAACACACCCGCUACUCCGUCUCAGCAUCCCCUGCCACCACUGCAGGCGAAUUGUGGACAAGGACAGCAAACGACUCCGUCGGCAACACCAUCCGGCCCCCCAACACAACCUUCUUCACGGCCGCCCACCUCGCAUGGUGAACCGUCAACUUCCACACCACUACGACCCCCAGAUACCUCUGCACAAGCUCCCAAAAGCAAUCCAGAUCCGGUUAUACAGAUGCUAGCUACGAGGGCGGCUAUUGACCCAGAAUUAAAAGCUCUAAUGCGCGUGGUAGCAUCUAGCGAGGCGAGUCAAGAGCAAUUGCGUGCCUUUCAGGCUCACAUCGAUGAACUCAAUGCAAUAAUUGCAGGCAAGAAUCGCCAGGGACAGCUUCAUAGCCAGCGAGAAAACCACACUUAUACCUCACAGGCCAAUGCGGCAUUCACCCCACAACAUUCAAUAAAGCAACCUACUCCCCACCAUACAGCAGAACCUUCCCCAAAACCAUUUACCUUUCACUCCCAACCUCAACGUUCUGCUCCUUCACAGCCUCAACUGCCGCCCCAACCCAUUUCCACUCCGCCGAUUCGAUCCAAAUUCCAGCCCCCAAUCCCACCUAACUCUUACGUCCACCAACCCAGACCAUACCUUCAGCCCACAAAAUCAGAUGUGAAAGCAGUUGUCUUUGAGUUUGUUACCCCUCCUGGACCUGGAUUAAGCGCCCCCGGCGAUAGAUAUCUCCUGCCUGAGAAUAUGAUUAUUGAUUAUAUACCACCGGGCACGCAAGUGAUUGCAUCUUUUCUUGUCAUCAAAAAAGCAAACGCUUCUGGAUUGCCACUGGAUUCUAUACCGCCGACUACCGCGAAGACAAAAACAAAAAAGCCCAAGACUGCUCCUGCCUCUACUGCUUCUAAUAUAACAUCUCGUCCCUCGGCUCUCCAAGAAACUUCACUGAAAAUGGAACCUACUGAAAACUCUACCGAGGACGCAUCGCAGGCACAUACGGACAGACAUGAAAACUCACCGCACAAGGAGUAUUACCAGCCCAUUACAAUGCGCAUACUCUCAAAUAACCCACGUACCCUUGAACCUCUUGCCCGAGUCGUUAAGCCUCUACCAGAAGUUCAACGAUACAUGAACAGCGUGAUGGACCGAAUGUCACGAGCCCCUAUUCGCUAUCUUGCUAUGAAACUACCGCGUGAAAAGCUCACCAAAAGCGGCACUGAAGACGACGAUGCUGUAGAUACAAAAGGGCGAGCGGGGGCAGCAUGUAGAGGCAGAGGUAAGAGUGAAGGCGGCGGAAUGGCCAAGGAUAACACGGAAGAUGAGAGAAUGCGGGAUAGCUCCGUUUUUGACGAGAGCGAAGAUGAAAUACUGGACUAUUACGAGCCUCCUAAUGGGUUGGUACCUCUGAAACACUAG